UCACUGAUACUCAUGUGUCCCCAGGUCACAUGCCUGAGCUGUUUGAUGCUUUCAUCUGCUACUGCAACAAGGAUAUCGACUUUGUCCACGAGAUGAUCAGACAGCUGGAGCAGACAGAGUGCAAGCUGAAGCUCUGUGUGUUCGACAGAGACGUGCUCCCUGGGACCUGUGUGUGGAGCAUCACCAGCGAACUCAUAGAAAAGAGGUGUAAGCGGAUGGUGGUGAUCAUUUCAGACGAUUACCUUGACAGUGACGCAUGUGAUUUCCAGACCAAAUUUGCCCUGAGCCUCUGCCCAGGUGCCCGCUCGAAACGCCUGAUCCCAGUCAAGUACAAGCCCAUGAAAAAGAAGUUCCCCAGCAUCCUGCGGUUCCUGACGCUCUGUGACUACACCAACCCCUGCACCACGUCCUGGUUCUGGGGCCGGCUGGCCAAGGCGCUCUCUCUCCCAUAGAUACCGGGCCAGUGCCUGUGCAUUCGGAGCAGCCAGGCCACUGAGGACAGCAUAGCCAUGGACAUGAAAGGAAAGCCAGUCUUCAUCAGGCUCAUUCUGCUUGAAACUCUGCUUUGAUACAGGGCUUGCACUGUUGCUGGAGUGUGGUCUAGAGCAGCGCUUCUCAAUCUGUGGUCUGCCGGCUCUCUUCAGGUGCUUCAUGGAAAGGCUACAUAAUUACAGUUUAUAGAUCCCAUUGCAAACCCCAAAUUUGAGACAUUAAAAAUGCAUACAGAGAAUAUCUCAGUUAAAAAAAA
Molecule: messenger RNA, 748 nt
Organism: Polyodon spathula (Mississippi paddlefish)
Lineage: Eukaryota; Metazoa; Chordata; Actinopteri; Acipenseriformes; Polyodontidae
Product: myeloid differentiation primary response protein MyD88-like
Exons: 3
Coding region: 30-452 (140 amino acids)
Biological process (GO): MyD88-dependent toll-like receptor signaling pathway; positive regulation of canonical NF-kappaB signal transduction; defense response to Gram-positive bacterium
Cellular component (GO): plasma membrane
Molecular function (GO): TIR domain binding; Toll-like receptor binding
Source: RefSeq, a predicted model, not a curated record